UCACGGCACACAUUUGAUACACGGAAAUAGGGUAAACAUGUGAUUUUGCCUAAACAAACGCAUUUCAUGAAGCUUGAAUUUCUAUAGACACUAAGUUGCAUAUAAUUCAGGCUAUUGGUGUGCCUAUCACUAAAUUUCACUCUGUCCUGCCUCGAGUGUAUUUCAAAAGUAAAUGUCUUCAUUGCCACCUUUCAAUGGUAUCACCUAUUUGAGGGAUAGCAAUUUUGCCUUACCACGGAUUAUAGCCCAUGGUCCAAGGCCAAAAAAUGGCAAAUUAUGGUCCAGCCAACACAUAACAAUAAAGUAUUGAAAGAAACAAAGUAGCAUUGCAUGACUGUAUCAAUUAGCAUUCUAUACAUCUGUAGAUUCGUAAUUCGAAAAGGGGUUGUAUAUAUACGGUUGUAGCUGAACAGAAGAAAUUUCUACAUGAACAAUUGAAGUUAAGUUUGUAACGGGUUAAGGGUGGAUCUAAUAUUACACAGACACAGAAUCAUACAAUCGUUGAGCUUCUCGAGACAGUUCGUUGGUUUUGAAGGUGGUUUUGAAGGUAGUAGAAUAAAUUAACUUGUAGAAUUAUAGGUGCUCAGCUUUUUGACUCCCAUUUUUUCAGUAAGACUUUGUCAGGCUGUCUCCUUUGGGCUUUUUUGUGGUGUGGGUACUAUUAAAUGGUAUUCACAAUUCCAAGAAUGAUGUGUUUCUACAGUAGUAUAGAUUGCUGAUGUCACGGCCUCUAAGAAUGCUCUUUUAUAUAACGAACAAAUACUAUUAUAUAAGUACUUAUAUGGUGGUUUUCAAAAUUUCAGGAAUUGUUUUUCCCCAUAUAGGUAUAGUAGCCAGUUUUGUAUUAUAAUUAUCGGUCAGUGAAUUUAGUUUCAUUUCACUGCUGCUUUGGCGAUCACAGCUAAUGGUGCAUUAGAUCUAUAGCUAUACAAAAACUGACUGUGUUCAAGUAGUGUGUGUGGCCAAGAUCAUUCACUGACAGGAAGUUUUUGUGAACUUAAUUGCUGUAUCGAUUGUUGAUCAUGGGAAUUCGGACCUUAACCACCUACAUGAACGAGAAGGGGCACUUCGAGUUUGUAACCCUGAAAAAAGUUUCCAGUAGGAUUGUCAUUGAUGGAUUUAGCUUGUCCUAUCAACUGUUUUGUGGAAUUGGAUGGGGUGAUUAUUGUGAGUUUUAUGAGAAGGUUCUAGAUUUCUUUACAAUGCUAAAAUCUAUCGGAAUCGAGGCCUAUGUGGUAGUCGAUGGUAUUGAUUAUGAAAAUGAAAAGGCAGCAACUAGUGAUGAUCGAGUUUUACAGCGACUUAGGAUGUUGAGUAGGGCCAAAUCUCAGAUUGAACAGCUUAAAAAGAACAAGAUGAUUGUUCCUAAUCUGGCAAAAGUUGUGUUUGUCGAUGCUGUUCGUAAAACCAUUGGGGCUAGGUUCUUUGUUGCCGAUGGUGAAGCUGAUCGAGAUGUGGUGUCACUUGCAAAUCAUCUUGGCUGUCCCGUCUUAGGUUUGGACUCGGAUUUCUUCAUUUUUAACAUAAACCACGGACUGAUUCUCAUACCGCACAAUUUACAAGACCUUAAAACAGAGGUGCAGUAUUUUCACUAUCAGAAAUUUGAUCGAACAUGCAGCUUUAGCCACCCUCAAAUUCGCCUUUUCUUACCAUACUGUCUUGGCAACGACUUUCACGGUCGCCAUGCACUACCUGAGCUAGGAAUUGAUCAGGAGGCUAAAGUAGAGUUAAUAGUUGAAAAGCUUAAUAACUCCUCUUUAAACAUUGAUGAUUAUCAAGGAGAACUCGCUAGUGAUCGUAAGUUUUAUGAAGUUGUCCCUCAUUCAUUUGAAGACCUGUCUCAACACUCAGCAUUUAGUACAUCAGUCCCUCAGUGGAUUGUAUCUCGUUUCAAAAGAGGAGAGUUUUCGCGCAAUGUAAUGCAUUUCUUGGUAGGCCAUAUUCUGAAGGGGAGCAAAAUCUGGAAUUAUCUACUAGUUGUUGAAGAUAUGAAGAGAGAGUCUGCUUGGAAAGUGACCAAUUCGGUCCUUCUGUAUGCUAUUGGUGCUCUCAUUAGUUGCUAUGAAAGUGGCAGUAUCCCUGAAAUUAUUGUGAGGGUCAGGCAAAAAUCGCUGUGUAAAUUAGAAGAACGCAACGUUUCCUCCUCGCUCAAUGAGAAGCAUUUAGAGAUUCUUGGAUCACACAAUUUGUUGAAUAUUCCUGAUAUGCCCAAAAUAAAACAAAGAGACAUCGUUUUACGUGUAUUUCAGUGCAAGCAAAUUUCAGCGGAAUUGGAGAAUGUCUCUGAAGAUCUGAAAUUAGCAGUAGUUGCAAGCCGGUGUUGGUUGAUGGCUAUUCACUCAAGUGUGGACCAUCGAUUCAAGGCUUUCAUUUUGGCUCUAAUUCUCUGCCUUCAAAAGUGUCUCUGUAAAGGCAGUGAUGAAAUUAAGGAUUGCCGUAACCAAAUGAAGGCUCUUGAUCGGAUCCACUACUUAGCUCAAUGGGAAUGCAUGCUUCACCUUGCCAAUACUUUCAACCAGAUCCUCGGCUGCCCUUUUACCUACACAAGCCUGGGUCGUAUGUUCUCUGCAACAGUAUUUCAAAGAUUUUUCGUGAACUUACCCGAUCCUCUCUACUCAAUGCUUGACGAAGAAGGGAGGAUUAUGUACAAUGCAAUAACGAAAGAGCUUCUCCCGGAUGCACCAGUCGAACCUGUUCGCCAAGCCCAUGCUGUUCGAUUACAAUAUUCGAUCCCUACUCAGAACAGAUUUGCAUCAUUGUCUAACUUUGUGGAUUGAAUUCUACAGCAUCUAAAUCACUGCAUGUUUAUCGAUAGUGAUCAUGAGCAAUUAAUGUAACAAUAGUAUCACGAUACAUUAGAUAUUCAUAGAACCCCGUUUUCUAUGGCUACAUUUAUUUUAAUUGUUACUUCAUAGCGUGCAUUAUUAAGUUAUGGUCAGGUGACUAUAUACAAGCUGAUUGGCUGGAGAUCAUAUGAUCAGCAGCACUAAGUACAAGUACCGUAUAGGGGUAAUUUUUGUAUGAGCUACCCAUUCGUAUUUUAAGUAUUCGUACAGCUCAGGAUAGUGCAGGGCGUUGAACCUAUUGCAGUAAAAUAAUUAAUUACGAAAUACAAAAAAUCCACCAUACGAAAAUAACCCGCUAUAUAUACGGUACUUAUCAAUAAUUUGUGGUAAUAGUCUGGAUACACUGCAUGUACAUCGUACAAUUAUUCUCGAAACAAGAUGCUCGGAGAGCAUUCACCCUGUGCGUUGACAUAACGGACAUGCGAUUUACUUUUUAUAAAGCAACAAUCAUAUAAAACAGUGUUUUUGUCACCUUCUAACAGUGGGGUACGUGCAUGCAUGUCUUACACUGGAUUGUUCAGCCAUCAUUGGACGAUAUCUCAGGAACCAUUUUGGUUUACACCAUAGGGUAGGAUGGCUGGUGUAUAGAACGAAGAAGGUUGUAGUAUGAUGGGGUAGGUGCUGUUUGGAAUGAGGGACAUAAUUCACUGUUAAUAAUAGGCUCAUCAAUUAAAACAGUGUGCAUGUAUUAUUAUACUAAAGUAUGCAAAUUUUAUGUAUCAAUAUUAUUAUAAAUCUAGACAGUGAGUGCAUGCCUAGCCUCGAUUCAAGGCCGAUUAAAAUACGUAUUUUAAUCGGCCUGGAAUCGAGGCUAGUGCAUGCCACAGAGUGCGAAUGUUUGAAAAUUAGGAAGUGGGAGGGGCUGAAUGCUGCAAGACCACGAGGUUGAAGAUGGCUGUCCAAUGGUCCUCUGAGCAUGAGAAGCAGGAUGCCUUGUUGCUGCUGUGUCGAGACCUCAUAUCCUGUGUCAACAAGAUCAUGGACCCCUCGUCCAUUCAGGCAGAGAGAGCAGAGUGUAGUCAGAAAGUGGAGCAGUUCAAAGAUGAGAGUCCGUACUGUUUGAGGUGUGGCUUCAUUCUGUCCGAGGAGCACGUCCCUGUCAUCAGGCACUUUGGAUUGCAACUCAUGGAGCAUUUUGUUAAGUAUCGAUGGAGGAGCUUGAGUCUGGAUGAUGGCAGAGAGUUCCAACUGAACCUGCUUCAGUUCCUCUCAAAUAAACUCCUUCCUUAUGAUCAAGAGCCCACUUUCGUUAAGGAGGCUCUGGCUAGGGUCACCGUGGAAACAGCCAAAAAGAUGUGGCCGCAGAGAUGGGAUUCGUUUAUCACUGACUUGGGGACUGUCUCAAAGUGUGGGUCCACCCAGGUGGAGCUGGUGUUGCUAAUAUUUUGUCGUCUGGCUGAGGACAUCCACGGGUACGAGUCUGGCAUGACCUCAGGGCGUAAGAGGGAGAUGGCAGCUGCCCUCAACCAGCAGUCUCAGACAGUCUUCACUUUUCUCAUUAGCAACUUAGAGUCUCCUCUGUCGGAGCCCCUUCGUCAAACUGCCCUGAGCACGAUAGUCAGCUUUGUGGAGUGGGUGGAGUUUCCCACCCUCCUGAUGGAGGACGCCAAGCUCAUUAAGCUCCUCUACAACCUCAUAGGGAUGGAGGAACUUAAGACUGUCGCCUGUGAGUGUCUACUGCCUAUCCUCUCCAGAAAAGGUGAUGUUCGCAAGACAGAGGGAGACAGGACCACGAUUCUCUCAUUGCUUCUCUCCACUGAAGCUCUCAAUGGAAUCAUGGCUGCUUCAAUACUGGCCAACUCGCAAGGUGUGGUGGAGGAGCAAUACGUGUUCCUGAAGAGGGUGUGUCAAGUCCUGGUCCACUUGGGCACCUCUCAGCUGGCACUGCUCUGGACAUACUCUCUGACAUUCAAGCCUCCGGAGGCUCUGGAACUGUACCUCCAGGUUGUGGCUGAGUUCACUAAACACAACAGCCAGCUGCUGAGUCUGACAUCAGCUGAUGUGUGGAUCACGUUCCUCUCCCACAAUCACCUGAAGGACCACCCAGUGUUCAAGGACCACCUCACACACCUCCUCACAAUAGCCAGACAGAAACUGCUCAAGGUGGGUGACCCUGAUGUGUACGACCAUGUCAGUUCAGAGUAUUCCCGUCUGGACUUUGAUGGGGCGGAUGACUUUAUGCUCUUCUUUGCGACAUUUCGUGGUAAGAUGGUAAAGAUACUUAGUCAAGUGUCUCUUCUGAUUCCAAGAACAGCUGCUGUAGAAGCUCUCACCGUCACUGAGCAGAUGGUCCAGAAGAAACUUGAACCUGGGCAAGUUGACACAGGACCUCUGAUAAGCUGUCUCCAGACAUACUUUGGUUGAUUGUAGUCACGUACAAGCAUGCAAGUCACCUUUGAGGAAUUGAGAUAGUGAAUUGCAUGAUUAUAUCUAACUUCAUACAAGCUUAUAAUUAUAACGUCAUAAAAAAUAUAUAACCUGUAAUGUUAUUGCAUGCAGUGCAGUCGGCAUAAAACAUUCGACUUGUGCAUGCAGUGUUGAAGCAUAAUUAUAAUGCACCCAAGUUAUUUAUUUUGACUCUUACAUAGUGUACUCACACUAUGUACAGCUAUACCUUGUAUAUAAUUAUAGAGUCUGUAUAUAAUUAUAGAGUCUGUAUAUAAUUAUAGAGUCUCCAAAACUAUGAUAUAUAUAAUGGUAACUUUAUUCUCUUACCAUGAGUAUUGAGAGUACCUUGCACUGUGUGCAUGCGCAUGGCACGUUGCUCAAGCCGGACAUGCUGUGGGUUCCUUUUGUCAACUGGUGCAAUUAUCGUGGAGAUCUCUAUGAUGUCAAAUCCCACACACUAUAGCUCACGUGAUCCUUCGCUUGGUUUCAUAAAGUGACCAUGCUGUUGGACAUGUAUGUGUAGCUACUAGCAUAAGUAAAAAACUUGUAUGUGGAUUAGCCACCAUGACUGUCUCUAUAUGUAGCUAUAAUAGUUUAAUUUACACUAGCUAUUGCGAAAGAACUUUAGUGAGUGCUGUUUGAUGAUUUUGUCGAACGAUAUUUAGCUCUAUCAAGAAAUUUCGUGAAGAUCUGUCCGUCUGCAAUCUGCAAUCAUGUCAAAGUAUAAAUAAACUCUAUGCCACAGUCGAGUUAUGCAUUUUGAUUGUCAACGGUGAAAUUUGUUUCUUUCGUGUUGUUGAGAUGAGCUGAUAGCUUUGUCAGCUGUGAAAUCUUCUUUCGUGGUGUUGCAAUCAACAGCUGGUUUUUCGUGAUGGCAGGUAUACGUGUGGCUCUGUUCAAGCAAGCAAACGUAAUGUAAAGACUGAAGUCGCAAGCUAAGGCUAUGUUGAUAUUUGGAUGCAGAGCAUCUAUUAUGUAUUUGAUAUAAGGAACUCUAUGCCGGUGAACGUCUUGUUGCAUGUGAUCAACAACUGGCUUUACAGGGAUAUGAUAUGACUUUGCAUGCACAUGCAGACAGUGCAAUUUGAGAGACGAUUUACGUUGAUAGUAAUAUAUUAUGAUUAUAAUUAUGAACUCUGAACUUUGUGCCCCAGUCGAUAUUUGUUGAUUGAUGUGUUCUUCUUUCGUGUUGUUGAGAUGAACAGAUAGCUCGAUACGUGUCAGCUCUGAAAUCUUCUUUCGUGGUGUUGUGAUCAACAACGGGUUCUUCUGUUACACCUGCAGGUAUAUUUAAAAACAGUUGCUAUAAUCAGGAGUGCAUGAAUAGUAUAAUUAUUCAAUCUCUAUGCCAUGCACAGUCAAGAUUUGUUGAUUGUCUACGGUAGAUGUUCAGCGAAGGCUUCGAGAGAUCCUGCAAUACUUCGAUUCUUUCUUUGAGCUGUGAGAUUGAUUUUUCGAUUAGUAGAUAUUUCCUCCUCAGUCGGUGUUGUUGAGAUGAACAGUUAGUUCCGUAAAUUUUCUUUCGUGGUGUUGUGAUCAACAACUGUUCCUUCUGUUGGCAUAAUAUAUGGCUCUGUUCAUACAUGACCAUGCAUUGAGUCGGAACACAUUUUCCCGAAAGAGAUGAACAGAUGUCUAAUAAAAUGCUGUAUAUUAACGGGUUUGUGCAUGAUGGCGUAAUUGUGGAAGCUUGUAUUUUGACUAUAGGCUUGGAGCUGGUGGUGAAGAGAAAUAUUACCACAUAAACACUUUAAUCGUUGUGACCGAUUUUUUGCAUUUCAUUGUGCAUGGAUUGUAUUGAUUUUAAUUUUGCUUUCACUGUGGCAUGACUUUGUUGCUUGUAUGCAUAACGAUACUGAAUCACUAUGUUUUUAGUGCAUUUAUGAUCUUCAAUGUA
This is a messenger RNA of Halichondria panicea, 7131 nucleotides long. RefSeq names its product exportin-5-like. NCBI's taxonomy places the organism in Eukaryota, Metazoa, Porifera, Demospongiae, Suberitida, Halichondriidae. Gene Ontology annotation, molecular function: nuclear export signal receptor activity; RNA binding; small GTPase binding. The transcript has 13 exons. Gene Ontology annotation, biological process: RNA export from nucleus; protein export from nucleus. The record is from RefSeq and is a predicted model, not a curated record. Bases 3738 to 5210 code for a protein of 490 amino acids. Gene Ontology annotation, cellular component: cytoplasm; nucleus; RNA nuclear export complex.